Messenger RNA from Patiria miniata (bat star), 912 nucleotides. RefSeq names its product galanin receptor type 1-like. The transcript has a single exon. Gene Ontology annotation, molecular function: G protein-coupled receptor activity. Bases 64 to 912 code for a protein of 282 amino acids. NCBI's taxonomy places the organism in Eukaryota, Metazoa, Echinodermata, Asteroidea, Valvatida, Asterinidae. Gene Ontology annotation, cellular component: membrane. The record is from RefSeq and is a predicted model, not a curated record. Gene Ontology annotation, biological process: G protein-coupled receptor signaling pathway.
UUCUAUGUGUACAUCGUAUUGAGUACACUGGGGCUAAUUGGUAACGCCUUCGUUUGUCUGGUGAUGCUGCGAUAUCGCAAGGUUUUCAACUCCUCAACCAACAAGCUCAUCCUCCAUCAAUCCUUUGUGGAUUUCUUGGCGUCGUUUGUAUUUAUUCUCAACCGAUUUCUGAGGGUAACGACACCGAUUCCCGCUAAUGCGAUUGGUGCGCUCUACUGCAAGCUCUGGUGGUCUGAAUGGCCACUAUGGGCGCUGUAUGUCACCUCUACCUACAACUUGGUGGCCAUAUCCAUGGAGCGAUACUUCGCAACAUGUCAUUCGAUUGCUCAUCGUAACAUGUUGACAUCCAAGCGUCUCAAACUCAUCAUGGUGGCUGCUUGGCUGUGUGGCUGGAUACCAGAGGCUCAUCUUGUACCCAUCUCCUACCAGCUCGAUGAUUCCUGUGAAGGAUUCUGGCCAAGCCGUAUCAUACAAGCCAUCGGUGGAGUUUCCAUCGCUAUCUGGGAAUUCGUCAUCCCGCUUUCCAUCAUGAUCUUUGCUUACACCAGAAUCAUCAUGGAGCUUCACAAGCGCUCCAAAAACAGAGUCGGCAACAACAGCAACAACAACGAUGCCCAGAACAUGCUGUCCAAAGCCAACAAGAACGUCACCAAGACUCUGUUCGUGGUCGCCAUCUUCUUUGCCAUUUGCUGGGCGCCGACUGAUGUCAACUACAUCUUGUACCACAGCGGACUGAACGAGAACUCACUAGACAGCGUUUUCUACCAAGUUGCGGGCGCGAUUGUCCUGAUUAACAUGUGCAUCAAUCCUAUCAUCUACUGCUUCACCUAUGAUCGCUUUCAGAAGCAAGCUUGGAAGAUGGUGUCUGAUGUCUGCAAGCGGCCUCAGAAUCGGGUGGAUAUCAUUGAGUAA